ACGGGGUCUCUGGGGCCAUGGGAUGGAGCCGCGAUCGGUUCCCCGACCUGAGCCUGCAGCCACGAUGGAAACAAGGGUCCCAAUGCCGGGAACAGCCAGUGAGGCUCCCCCGUCCCGUGGCCCGUGGCCCCUGCGCUGUCUGGGCGCUGGCACCACCUGCUGCAGCCUGGCGCUGCUCCUCUGCGCCGUCCUGAGCCCGCGCUGGCUCCUCAUCGACUCCGAAGACGACGGGUACCACAGCGGGGUCUGGUGGCUCUGCUCCCGCCCCGUGUGCGCCGGCAUCAUCACCGAGACGUCUUCCUUUAAGGCGAUCCGGGCCCUGCUGCUGUUUGCGCUGCUGGCCUCGUGUGUGGCCGUGGCGUCGCUACUCGUCUCCGUCAGACCCUUCGCCCGAUGGCGGGGCGCUCACUUCCUGCUCUCGGCCACGGCCAAUUUCAUCGCAGGGCUGCUGGUGCUGAUCAGCGUUGUGAUCUUCACGGCCCAUGUGAUGCUGGACUCCGUCAACCCGCAGGCCAGGGCCUCCUUCCAAUGGGCCUUUUUCCUCGCCUGGACCCUCUGCCCCCUCUUCGUCCUCAGCGGGAUCCUGGCUCUGUUCGUCCACAGCAGCUGCCCGGGGCCGAGCCCCCGCGUGGGACCCUGGGGCCAGCCCAGCCAGGACCUCGAGGAGACGCCGGCCCCGGGGGGGCUGGAGGGGGGGCCGGGGGCAGAACCCCUCCCACUGGGGCAGGACGCAGCGCGGGCCCUGGGCCGGGCGCUAUGGCGGGUGUGCGAUGGGGCGAUUGUGUGA
This is a messenger RNA of Mauremys reevesii (Reeves's turtle), 787 nucleotides long. Its product is annotated as transmembrane protein 47-like. The coding region runs from base 23 to 787 and encodes 254 amino acids. The record is from RefSeq and is a predicted model, not a curated record. The transcript has 6 exons. Gene Ontology annotation, cellular component: plasma membrane. NCBI's taxonomy places the organism in Eukaryota, Metazoa, Chordata, Testudines, Geoemydidae.